Molecule: messenger RNA, 1595 nt
Organism: Ilyonectria robusta
Lineage: Eukaryota; Fungi; Ascomycota; Sordariomycetes; Hypocreales; Nectriaceae
Product: chalcone-flavanone isomerase-domain-containing protein
Exons: 1
Coding region: 264-1436 (390 amino acids)
Molecular function (GO): intramolecular lyase activity
Source: RefSeq, a predicted model, not a curated record
CCUAAAAGUCCAGGGUAGCUCGCCGUGGGAUGUGACGUCGAUGCACCUAGAUUAGAUAACGUCACGUGGCGGGGUAACCCAAUCGGAUCGUACGUUUUCCCGUCAGAUCUGACAUAACGGAGCUGUGCUUCGCGGUCAAGCUGUAGAAGAACGACCCACGACACCUUUCGACACAUCCCCACCUUCAAUGGAUUUCUCCUGAUCCGUUGCCUCGACCUGGGACUUGAUUCUGUAAAUAUACUGUCGCCAAGGCCACCGCCGCCAUGCUCCGUCCCUCGACCCUCCGUCCCGUCCUCCGGGCCCAGCGGACUCAAUGCGCCGCAGUCCUCCAUGCGUCCCGCCGGACCAUGUUCUCGCAGCGCCAAUCCCGUCUGACCGAUGACUACGACGUCAACCAGCUCAAUUCGAAGCGCCGCGACUACGAGCAGAACCGCACUGCAUUCCUUGCUGCCGGUGCCAUUGCUGGCAUCCUCUCAUUCGGCUACACGGCAUGGAAGCUCAAGCAGGCUCUCGACCUCCAGAGUGAGAAAGAGAAGCGGGCCGUCAAGUGCGACGCCACAAUCCCCACGGAGACUUUCAAGACCGAGGGGGGGGAGAAGCGCAAAGUAGUGCUCCACGACGAAGAGGGGCAUGAGGUUGUACCCACAGGGAACAAGACCAUCAAGCUAUUCCCUCGAACAAUCAACGUUGAGGAGCUCACCUCGGCACAAAAACCAGCCAGCCCUAUUGCGGCCGCCCUUUCCGACAAACAGGGCACGGAGUUUACCUUGGUUGGGCUGGGAACAAGGACGGUGACGUUUAUUGGCAUCGAGGUGUACGUCGUUGGCUUCUACGUUGCCACGCAAGACAUCGCCAAGCUGCAAAACUACCUCGUCAAGAAGAUCAACCCCUUGGCGACUACCUUGAUCCCUUCGGAGAAGGAUGCGCUUCGCAAAGCGCUACAGGACCCCAUCGAGAGUGAGGAGACGUGGGAUACAGCCUUCAAGGAUUCUGGGUGCCGCACUGCGUUUCGCAUCGCCCCAGUCAGGGACACCGACUUCCCUCACCUGCGUGACGGCUUGGUCAGAGCCAUCACUGCCCGCUCGGGACACAACGAGGCUUACAAGGACGAGGCCUUUGGUACCGCCAUGAAGACAUUUAAGCACAUGUUCCAACGAGGUCUAGUUCCUAGGUCCAAGGAGCUGCUCUUAGUCCGCAACGAUGUGGGCAAACUGUCCAUCAUCUACGAUGGGGGCGACAAGUACAAGCCCCAGAAGAGCCUUUUGGGUACGGUGGACGACGAGCGGUUGUCACGACUGCUUUGGCUCAACUAUUUAGGCGGCAAGAAGGUGGCCUCGGAGGAGACUCGCCAGAGCAUCAUCAACGGAAUCAUGGAGUUUGUCGAGAGGCCCAUUGGCACCGUGGCGACUCAGGUCGUUGCGGCGCAAGCCCUAUAAUCUCAUGGCUUUUUAUGAGUGGGGAGAAAAUGUACAUUAUGGCAGCAGGGCAUCGAGUGGCGGACAUGUAAUAAUAGGCACGGACACAACUCAGCAACUCAUGUCGAGACACAGCAUCAAUUGACUUGACCCCUUUCAGCAGGGAAGAUAUCACAUUAC